Mus caroli (Ryukyu mouse) is the source of this 921-nucleotide messenger RNA. RefSeq names its product olfactory receptor 14A16-like. Gene Ontology annotation, biological process: G protein-coupled receptor signaling pathway. The record is from RefSeq and is a predicted model, not a curated record. Gene Ontology annotation, molecular function: olfactory receptor activity; G protein-coupled receptor activity. Lineage: Eukaryota; Metazoa; Chordata; Mammalia; Rodentia; Muridae. Gene Ontology annotation, cellular component: membrane.
AUGAUGGACACAAUAACCAAUACAACGGAAUACAUGGAAUUCUUGCUCAUGGGAUACCCAGAUGAACUGCAGACAUUGUGUGCCACACUUUUCUUCUUGAUUUACCUGGGAGCACUAGUGGGAAACUUCCUCAUUAUCACCAUUACUACUAUAGACCAGCAUCUCCAGUCCCCUAUGUAUUUCUUUCUGAAGAAUUUGUCCCUGAUUGAUAUCUGUUAUAUUUCUGUCACUGUUCCCAAAUCCAUCAUGAACUCUGUGACUAACACCCAUUCCAUCUCCUUCCUGGGAUGUGUUUUACAAGUUUUCUGUGUAAUAUUUUUGGCAGGCACUGAAUUUGCCCUGCUUUUGGUGAUGUCUUAUGACCGCUAUGCUGCCAUUUGCCUUCCUCUACACUAUGAGGCCAUAAUGAAUAAAGACGCCUGUGUUCAGAUGGUGGCAGUAGCAUGGCUCAGUGGAUGUAUCUAUGGGUCUGUUCAUGCCACAGGAACAUUCUCUGUCCAUUUCUGUGGUCCAAAUGUAGUGUAUCAAUUCUUCUGUGAUAUCCCAUCACUUCUUAGACUUGCUUGUUUUGGAGACCAAAUUCUAGAAUAUGUGUUUAUUAUUACUAGCUGUUGUUUCACCUUCUUGUGUUUUAUAUUGAUGAUUAUUUCCUAUGUUCACAUUUUCACUAUAAUCCUAAGAAUGCCUUCUAUACAAGGAAGGUUUAAAAUUUUCUCUACCUGUAUACCCCAUCUUACCGUGGUGACAUUAUUUCUCUCUUCUGCAUUUGUUGCAUAUUUAGGCUCAGCAGUAAAAUCCCCAUCAUCACUGAACCUCUUUAUGUCAGUGUUUUACUCUCUGUUACCUCCCAGCCUGAAUCCUGUGAUUUAUAGCUUUAGAAAUUCAGAUGUAAAAGUGGCCCUACAUAACAUUUUUGGGUGA